AUGGUGGGAGCAACUCUAUAUUAAUGCAAGACUGAAGGGGAGGAGCCGUUACACAUGUGCAAGACUGAAGGGGAGGAGCUGGUACACCUGUGCAAGACUGAAGGGGAGGAGCCAGGACACCUGUGCAAGACUGAAGGGGAGGAGCCGGUACACCUGUGCAAGACUGAAGGGGAGGAGCCAGGACACCUGUCAAGACUGAAGGGGAGGAGCCAGGACACCUGUGCAAGACUGAAGGGGAGGCUGGAGCAUCAGUAUUGGGAUCCUAAAGGAGAGGAGCCGGUACACCUGUGCAAGACUGGAGGGGAGGAGCCAGUACACCUGUGCAAGACUGAAGGGGAGGAGCCGGUACACCUGUGCAAGACUGAAGGGGAGGAGCCGGUACACCUGUGCCAGACUGGAGGAGAGGAGCCGGUACACCUGUGCCAGACUGGAGGGGAGGAGCCACUACACCUGUGCAAGACUGAAGGGGAGGAGCCGGUACACCUGUGCAAGACUGGAGGGGAGAGCCAGUACACUGGCAAGGGGAGGGGAGGAGCCGGUACACCUGUGCAAGAC
Staurois parvus is the source of this 555-nucleotide messenger RNA. NCBI's taxonomy places the organism in Eukaryota, Metazoa, Chordata, Amphibia, Anura, Ranidae. The record is from the annotation of a GenBank genome assembly.